Molecule: messenger RNA, 2697 nt
Organism: Peromyscus maniculatus bairdii (prairie deer mouse)
Lineage: Eukaryota; Metazoa; Chordata; Mammalia; Rodentia; Cricetidae
Gene: Rcc1l
Product: RCC1 like
Biological process (GO): positive regulation of mitochondrial translation
Cellular component (GO): mitochondrial inner membrane
Molecular function (GO): rRNA binding; guanyl-nucleotide exchange factor activity
Source: RefSeq, a predicted model, not a curated record
CUCCAUGAGAUAGCAUCUAGAACACUUCCUGUACCUCCUUUCAGUAUUUAGAAAAACAAUUCCUGGGGCUGGGAGAGUGGUUCGUUGUUAGCCUAUACCCUGAGUAUGUGUGAGGUCCUGGGUUCAAUUCCUAGCACCCCAGAAAUCACUCCACACCAAAAAAGAAUUUGAAAAGUGUCAGGAAGAAGCACAGGGCAACACUUCACACUGGGACGCUCAUUUCAGUCCCCUGCUCAUGGAUAACGAUGGUAAGGCCAUAGACUUCUCACACUCUUUGCUUUCAUCUAGGUUCGCCAGCUAGUCCUGGCUGGACCUCCUCAGAGUCUUUACCACCUGCCAAUAGUAAACAUGGCUGCAUUUCCCUAAGCACGUCGCCUUCGGCCAGUAGUAAGCAUGGCCGCAUCUACUUCCGCCAGGCCAGGGGUGAAGGGUGGCGCAAGAUGGCAGCGCCCAUCAGCGGUGCAGGCGUGUCGCGGAGGAUGCUGGCGGCGGCGGCCGGGACUCUUCUGGGGCGGCGGCUGAGGUGGCCCGCACCGGCCCGCGAGCACUGGAGACCGGCCGGGCGCUCGCGGAGCCGGCGAGAGGCGGCCGAGGCCGAAGCCGACGCUCCCGUGUUCCAGUACGUGGGCGAACGCGCAGCCCGCGCCGACCGCGUCUUCGUGUGGGGCUUCAGCUUCUCGGGGGCCCUCGGCGUGCCCAGCUUCGUGGUGCCCGCCUCGGGGCCCGAACCCCGCGCCGGCCUGCGGCCGCGACGCAGAAUCCAGCCCGUGCCCUACCGCCUGGAGCUGGACCACAAGAUCUCCUCUGCUGCCUGUGGCUAUGGAUUCACACUGCUGUCCUCUAAAACCAAGGAUAUUACGAAAGUUUGGGGUAUGGGACUCAACAAAGACUCUCAGCUUGGAUUCCACAGGAGCCGGAAGGAUAAAACCAGGGGCUAUGAGUACGUUUUGGAGCCCUCGCCUGUCCCACUGCCCCUCGGCAGACCUCAGGAGACGAAGGUGUUGCAGGUGUCCUGCGGUCGAGCACACUCCCUUAUCCUGACAGACAGCGAAGGCGUCUUCAGCAUGGGCAACAAUUCCCACGGGCAGUGCGGACGGAAGGUGGUGGAGGAUGAAGUCUACAGUGAGAGUCACAGAGUGCACAGGAUGCAGGACUUUGAUGGACAGGUGGUUCAGGUUGUCUGUGGUCAGGACCACAGCCUGUUCCUCACAGACAGAGGGGAAGUCUAUUCUUGUGGAUGGGGUGCCGAUGGACAGACAGGCCUCGGUCACUACAACAUCACCAGCACACCCACCAAGCUGGCCGGAGACCUUGCUGGGGUGACGGUUGUCCAGGUUGCCACCUACGGUGAUUGCUGCUUGGCCGUGUCCUCCGAUGGCGGUAUCUUUGGCUGGGGAAAUUCUGAGUACCUGCAGCUGGCCUCGGUCACAGACUCCACUCAGGUGAAUGUCCCUCGGUGCCUGCCUUUCUCUGAAGUGGGCAAGGUGAAGCAGGCGGCUUGUGGUGGCACGGGCUGUGCGGUAUUAAAUGAAGAAGGACAUGUCUUCGUCUGGGGCUAUGGGAUUCUUGGGAAAGGACCAAACCUCUUGGAAACGGCGCUUCCAGAAAUGAUUCCACCCACGCUCUUUGGCUUGACGGAGUUCAACCCCGACGUCCAGGUUUCCCAGAUCCGAUGUGGGCUUAGCCAUUUUGCUGCACUCACCAACAAGGGUGAGCUGUUUGUGUGGGGCAAGAACAUCCGAGGAUGCUUGGGGAUCGGACGCCUAGAAGACCAGUACUUCCCAUGGAGGGUGACGAUGCCCGGCGAGCCUGUGGACGUGGCAUGUGGUGUGGAUCACAUGGUGACUCUGGCCAAGUCAUUCAUCUGAAUCUCCUUCCGGGCCCAUCCCGGCCGGGUUGCUCCAGCCUCCGAACUAUACUGACAGCAGCAGCUUGGCAGAGGCAGGGUGUGGCCGCCAGCACUGGGACACUGGGAGAGGGCCAGGGCCUGUGUGGAGCAGGAUGCUUCUCACUCUGUGUCCUCAGUGGGCACAUUAUAAUAGGAGUCUGUGGACAAGACCCUCCCCUGCUGAGGCUCCUGGCUGCCGAGCUCAGUUCUGGAUGGUCGCUCUUGGCUUGGUGUGCUCCUGAGGAGUACCAGGGCACGAGGCCCUAGGUUGGCCAGGCUGACGCCCUUUUCAGGUAACAUGGUGGCAUCUGGGGAUGCGUCUUGCCUGAGAUACUAUUCUUAGGGGAAGUUCAUUAUUCAUGGCACAUUUGAUAUGAAGAGAUUGGAGAUAUGACAAAGCACUCAGGAGAACUUGUUCCCCUAUCACAACAGGACACACUUGGGCUGCUGGCUGGCUCGGCUCAGCAAGAGAGCCAGCUGCCUUCAGCUAGGGCCUCUCUGAUCAGCUGCACCCCAGACUCUUCAUAGAGUGGCCAGUGUGAGCAGGCCUCCCCCCAUGGCUCUACAGUAUCCCAGCCUUGGAACCUCCUCGCUGCCUGGCUUUGAACAGUCCAGAAGCCCCUGAAGAAAAACUGCAGGCCAAAUGCUUGUGGGCUGAGGGCUGUGGAAUCUUGGCUGGAGGGCCAGCCUUGGAGUAGGAAGCCUCAGGAACUGGGAAAAUGCUUGUUUUGAAGAAAGCUUGUCUUUUGCUUUCAGAACAGUGUUUGCAAAGUUCUUUUGGAAUAAAGUCUGUUUUCUGACUUUUCUAA